Molecule: messenger RNA, 5200 nt
Organism: Effrenium voratum
Lineage: Eukaryota; Dinophyceae; Suessiales; Symbiodiniaceae
Source: the annotation of a GenBank genome assembly
UAUGUCAGCUGAUAUUCACAUGAUGCAAUGCCUGUGCCUAAAUCGCAGUCGCGAAGCUGCAGCCGCUCCAGCCUGGUGGUCGGAUUUGCCGCUGCUGCGGCAGCAGCUUCAUUUCUUCACCUGAACCUGGUGCUUUGGCAAGGCAAUGCCAUCAGGCACGGAGAUCGCACUCAGCGAGUGAGGUUGGGAGCCGGCGAUGCCUUUCGAGAAGCCAUGUUUGGAUGGAGGCGGAACGUGGUUUUCCAUGGGCUGCAAGUCCAUUUCGUUGCCAGGCAGAACUUUUUAGAGAUGGCGGAGCUGGAGGAGCAAUGGAAGCCGCUGCUGCAGCGCAUGAACAGGAACAUGCUGUUGGUGGAGAAUGGCUUGGAGAGCGCCCAAGACAAGGUGGAUGUGGUCUCACACUCUCCGGCAGCUCCGGCAUUGUGGCUGUUUUUGAUCUUGCUGGGACUUACAUUUGUCCUCCUGUCCGUCAUCGGCGUCUAUUGCAUCGUUACGCUUACCCUAUCUGCCAGGCAGCAAAAGGAAGAGGUGAAGCAGCCAGCAUUGAGGGCAGUUCUUCAUGCUCUAGCAAUGGACACGCCCUCUCCGGACAGAACGCUUGACGCGGAGGUCACGCGGCGGACGCUGAACUUCCUGCGUCGUAUUGCUCCGCCUGUGAGCCUGGGGGAAAGCGUGGCAGCUGCUAUGCAGCGAGAGCAAGAGCAACGAGCAGCCGCCUUGCGAGGGUACUCACAGGCCCACUUCCUUCGUCGGAAGAUCGAUACGCCCUGGGAUGUGGAAGCAUCCUCAACUGGGCCGGCUUCAGAGGUUUCGAUUGCCAUUGAGGCCAUGGAUGUGCGGAUCAGACAGAGGAUGCUGAAUGCUGCACCACGUGGCCAGCCAAAGUUUUCAGCCUCUCGUUUCCUGGAUGAGCUGUACAAGGAAUGCGACAACUUGCCCGAGACGGCGCAGAGCGCUGGGUCAAUUCUCAUGAAGGCGUUCCCUUCACCCGAAGACCAGCGCGCCUUAAUGAUAGCACUUGGCAUUGCUGUCAAAGCUUUGCCUUGGAAUCGAUGGCGGUUCAAGGAGGAUACCCUCUACAGCUUAGUACGAUUAGGGGCAGAUUCGCGAGCGAUCGUGGCUCUGCUUUUGCACGAUCUUGACGAGUGCCUCAGACUGCCCUGGUCAGUCUUGGCGGAGGUAUUUGCCCAAUGCCCUGAACUCGGGGAAGAAGUCGUCAACCUCAUUGAUGAGAAGAAAAGGCUGGAACAGCUGGCGCUGAUGUUAUACUUGCGCGCCUUGUCCGAGGACAACACCACCGACCACGGACAAGUCCGUCUAGCAGCCUCGCAACUUACUCGCCUGUUGUACUUGCUUGGGUCCAAGGAUUAUAGAGCUGCGCUGGUGGAAAUUGCCGAGGUGGAGCAAAUGCUUCGGAAUCUCUCCGCGGCACUGGCUUCGAGAUUUGGACUUCCUGAUGAGGGACGUGCCCUUGCACGCUGCGCACUGGAUUUGCAUGUGCCCCUGGCACACAGCCUUGGCUUUGAUGCAUUGGCCGACACUGGCAGUGCUGAUGAGCGGAUAACACCGUCUGUGGAGAAUCGGGCACUGCGACUCUACUUCCCGGAGGACUACAACAUGAUUGAGGCAUGGAUGCGGGAGGAGGACGAAUUGCUUCAUCGAACCCUCCAACGGUGCCUGCGUGAAGUUCGAAAAGCUCUCGAUGCUGACCGUGAUGUCAGAGCAUUGGCGACGUGCAAGGUGAGAGGCCGGGUGAAGAGCGUGUACAGCAUCGUCAAGAAGCUGCUACGACAGCGCGGAGUGUCCCGUGAGGAUCUCAAAGCUCAGGCGCUCAAGGACCUGCUUGCCUUGGAAGUCGUGGUGGACCCCAAUCCAUUUGCAGAGGUUCCGAAAAAUCCGGAGUGGUUGGCUGAAGAAUGGCGUGAACGAGCCGCAUGCUUCGCUGUUCUGGAUACGUUGCAAAGAUAUGCGAAAGCAACGAAAGGGUGGUCCAUUUUGCCAGGGUCAACCAAGGAUUACAUCACAAAGUCCAAAAAGAGCGGAUACAGAGCGUUGCACAUCACUUUGUGUACCAACGUUACAACCCAAAUGCCGAAAGCAUCCAGCCGCGCCAUCGCCCAACAGAGGGCUUUCGACAGCAUGGCCUGCAAGUUGGAGGUUCACGUCUUCUCUAGCUCCAUGAAGCAGAAGGAGCGCAAGGGACUGGCAUCUCAUCACCUCUACAAGGCUCUUGAACUGGGACCAGAAGAAGUUUUUGCUUCUCUGGGUGGCCGAGCUGCGGAUUCCAUUGCUCCUUCCGAGCUGCGACGUGCCGUGUUCCCCCUCGAAAGCAUGGGCCUGUUCGGAGAGGCUUUCAGUGCCGACCGCACAGACCGAGAGUUCGAAGAGCUUUGCUCCAGCUGUGAGCGAAGCAAGGACGGGCGCCUUACCUUCGCCGAUGUGCAGAAGGCGCAGCACCUGGUGUCGAAGCGAGUGGAGGACUUCCGGCGUGCACUUGAACAGCGCAAUGCCAAGUGGUGGGUGCACGGCGUUCAAACCGUGGGGCUGUGGCAGAGAGCUGCUUCCUGGGACUGGGCGAAGUACGCGGCAAAACUGGAUCCCCACCAGAAGGUGGCAAUGAUUCGAAAAGCAUUGCAUAUGACGAAGGAGGCCCAUGCUGGGCAGGUGCGUCGAUCCGGAGACCCGUACUGGACGCAUCCCCUUGCCGUGGCAGAUAUCCUGGCCCGCACACUCUUGCCUCCACUUAGCACGCCGAUUGCGGAGCCACGGUAUGACAGCCCGCAGGCGUUGGAACAGGACGCGCAACAACUUUGGCCACGCAUUGCGGAAGGUCCCGAUGACAUUUUUGCAAUGUACAUGGCCGCUCUCCUGCACGACACGGUUGAGGAUACCAGCAUGACCAUCAGCCAGAUUGAGGACGCUUUUGGUCCGGUGGUGGCAUCAUUGGUUGAUGGCGUCACCAAGGCGUCUCAAGCGUCCUGUGGUGGAUCCAGAGCAGCAAGAUCCGCGCAAGAUUUGCGCAAGGUACUCACCAGGGCUGCCCAGGAUGUGCGAGUACUGGUCAUCAAGUUCGCUGACCGCCUGCACAACAUGCGUACGCUGGAGCACAUGCCAGCUUCAAAGCAACGGAGAAUUGCGCAAGAGACGCGAGCUGUGUAUGUUCCGCUUGCUGAACGGUUUGGCGUACACAUUUGGAAGACAGAGUUCGAGGAGCUCUGCUGCAAGUACUUGAACGGCUAUGCUUACGAGGAAGUACUGGAGCGGAAUCACCGUUUGAAGGUCGCCAGAAGUCGGCAUCUCCGCUACAUCGAGCAGUACAUUCGAACGAUGCUGGUUGAAAUGACUUCUGAGACUGUCCUGAAGAUCGACUUGCGCGAGGAGCCACCGCAUACCCAGCUUCGGCGCUGGGCGCCGCGGCCUGAAGCAGACGCUCCGCAGCCCAUCCCUCGGAUUUGGAUCGUUACAAAGGACCGAGAUGCUUGCUGGGCAUGCCUGGGUCGAAUUCAUUCCAUCCUGCCACCCAUGCCUGGACGCUUGCGUGACUACAUUUCCUCGCCCAAGGAGAACCUCUACAUGUGUUUGCACACCACAGUUCUGAUGGACGGGGCAGCUGUGGAGGUGUACAUCCUCAGUGAGGAAAUGGAGUGGGUCGCUGAUUUCGGAGUGGGUGCUUACUGGCGGCACAACGAGGAGCUCCAGAAAACCGAGACGGGGCGAUCUUUUCUUGCGGCACUCCACUCCACCUGGAUUUUGCAGGCCAAUCAAUCGUUGACCCACAGUCUUCAGUCUUUGGAGGCGAUAGAACCAUCGCGGCUGCCUUCUGGAACAGAGAAACAACUGCAAGUUCAGCCCGUCAAUCAGGAUAUCCCUGCUGAGAUCCGCUCAGACCUGGUGCAGUCCAAAGACGACGGCAUCAACGUGUUGGACAACAUCGCUGCCAGCCCUCCGCCCACCUUGGAUCCCUCUGCAGCCACAAUCUCGAUACCUUCCGCGCCCCAAAUAGAGAAUGCAGUUGAUGAGGCAGCUGAGGAAGAGGGCCUUUUUGCGGUACAGCCUUUGUUGAAGCGAAUCUCAAAAGUUGCCUUCAACUUUGCCGAUAGCACAGGAGAAGACGAGGGUGGCUGCGAGCUGCUUACCGAGCUACAUCGUGCCUACAGCGAGGCUUUGCGCGAGAAGGUGGCGGUUUUUACGCCAACAGGCCGGGUUCUCUACCUUCCAAGAAAUGCCACGCCGCUCGACUUUGCCGUGUGGAACCUUGGGGCGAAGAAGGGACUACGAGCAGAGGCAGCCUUCAUUGACAACAGUGAAGCGCCUCUGAAUGAAAAGCUUCAAGAGGGGCAGACAGUGCUUGUGCACCUUCAUGAUGACGAGAAGCUUCCUCCACCUUUGGAAUGGGCCGGAGUUCAUGUCAGGUAUCUGCGGACAACCCGAGCCAGAGCUGCCCUGGUGGACAUGAGGACGCAGAUGCUGACGGAGCAAGAGGCGGUGGACCAAGGCCGUGUUGCCAUUCAAAGAGAGCUGGCUCUUCACAGUUUGGAUUCGUCCCUUCGCAAUGAGCUUGGCGAUGAAGUCUUGGCAGCUCUGGGUCGUGGGGCCUUGCCGCUGGAAUUGGUGAGUGGUCAGCUGUUGGCUGCAAGGCUGCACAUGCCUCUUGGAGACGCCAGCUAUGAGUACACUGGAGAUGCGGGCAUGGUGUCGACUGACGGCGAGGUCUACAGGCAAGCCUUCAUGCUGGUAGCCGAGGACAAGCCUGGCCUAAUGGCGGACGUCGUCGCCGUGGCACGUGAGAGUGGCCUGGAUUUCCAGCACUUCAGUGCUAAGCCUUGUGACCAUGGCCUUUGCACGAUGGUUGCAGCUGUCCAAACAGAUUGUGCGCUCAGAUUUGGGUCUUUGCUGCACAACCUUCGGUAUCGCGCUGAAGCAGUUCUGCUGCAGCGGCUCCCAACCGAAUUGUCAACUGACGCCUUGGAGCGUUGGACCUUCGAGGCACCGCCAUCACCUGGCUUGCCCACAUGGAAUUGGAAGAAAGAGGCGCUGAACCUGGUUACGCUCGAGCCAGCUGCUACAUGUUGAGACAAGUGAAGAACUUACUGGGAUGCAGGCGCUUUCCUGCGCAUGUGUCCAAAGGAGCCACUGCCCGGGAAAGCCUGUAAUUUAGGCAAUCCUAGCAGACAAUCACAGGGUACAGGCUCUUUGCCAC